Messenger RNA from Diospyros lotus (date-plum), 5507 nucleotides. Its product is annotated as calmodulin-lysine N-methyltransferase. Gene Ontology annotation, molecular function: calmodulin-lysine N-methyltransferase activity. Bases 80 to 1042 code for a protein of 320 amino acids. Gene Ontology annotation, cellular component: cytoplasm. The record is from RefSeq and is a predicted model, not a curated record. The transcript has 10 exons. Lineage: Eukaryota; Viridiplantae; Streptophyta; Magnoliopsida; Ericales; Ebenaceae.
ACAGUAUAACAAACCUCAUCUCCAAUUCCUGGCGUUGAGAAUCGCCGACAAUCCAUACAGAGAAGCAAAGAAGCAAUCAAUGGAGGGUGGUAACUCAUCAACUAAGUCGUCUUCAUCUCUGCGUUGGGCAAUUCUUAGGCGUGCUCUUCUUCGCCGACCUUCACCCCUUCCUGAUGAACAAUCUCAAACGAAUGUCGAGCGAAUUUCCAGGAGGGCGACUCAUGGAUUCAACUUGAUACCCUGCCAUGUAAUGGAGGACGUAGCGGAUGAGAAUUCGAAUUCUCAGUUGGAAACGGAUCAUGGCAGUUCAUCAAGAGAUAUUCGGUUGUGUUACAGAUUACCCAUCAGUGGUGCACCGGAAAUUUAUCUAUACCAGAGAAUGGAUGAUCGUGCUCAUCUUAAUGAUUUUGAAGUCUCUAAUAGAUAUAACAUUGACAACACCGGACUUGUCUGUAGUUGGCCAUCUGAAGAUGUCCUUGCUCAUUAUUGUUUGUGUCAUGCAGACAUAUUCAGGAACAAAAAGGUUAUCGAACUUGGAUCAGGCUAUGGCUUAGCUGGCUUAGUUAUUGCAGCAGCCACGGAAGCAUUAGAAGUUUUAAUUUCAGAUGGAAACCCUCAAGUAGUUGAUUAUAUCCAGCGUAACAUUAAUGCCAACUGUAGUGCAUUUCGUGGUACACUAGUUAAGUCCAUGAUUUUGCACUGGGACCGAGCGGAAAGCUUAUCUGGUUUUAACAGAUUUGAUAUCAUUGUUGCAAGUGAUUGCACUUUCUUCAAGGAAUUUCACAAAAGCCUUGCUCAAACUGUCAACUUGUUCUUAAGAAAGGAGGGGCCUUCAGAAGCUAUAUUUUUCAGCCCCAAAAGAGGAGAUUCACUGGACAAGUUUCUUGUGGAAAUAAAAGAGAGUGGCUUGCAUUUCAGCAUAACUGAAAUCUAUGACACAGAAGUUUGGAGGCGUCAUGAGGGGUUCAUCAGUGGUAAUGAUGCCUGGCCCAAUUAUGAGAAGGAUCACUGCUACCCAUUGUUGGUCAGAAUAACACUCUGAAAGUUUUGCUCCCAUUUUUAUUUAACAUAUGCUCCAGGCAGUUAAAAAACUCUCAAAAGGUAACUGUUAACUGUUUCUUUCCAUACUAUAGUGCUUUUAACUCGUGGCUGGCAUUGGUUGUAUCCUUCCUAUCGGAUGCAUGAAUUAUGCAUGGACACAUGAGCUAUCAGAAUAUACUAUAUUUGCAUAAAUUACUGGAUCCCUACAAUAUUGCAUUUUCUCUAAAAGCCAAGUUCCUACUGCAUUUCAUGGGUCACUAAUUUCUAUUUUUCUUGCCAAUUGGAAAGGCAAGCCUUAUAAUAAUCGAAAUCGGGAAGGUCGAAUUGAGAAAACGAAGUCGUUCUAUGAUUAUGAAGCAAUGGUAGGAUUAUAUAUAUGCAUGACCUUUUUUUACCCUCAUCUCGUGCACUAGAACACCUGUUUUUUUAACUAAAAAGGCAAGCAUUUGGUUACCAUUCUUGAUUUACAAUUGGACGAGUGCUUACUUUUCUUUUACUUGAUUAAUAUGGAUGGUGUAGCGUACAAUGCAUGUUAACAACUUUGAGAUACGGCUACCAAUGAAUAAACUAGGACUCCACUAAGAAAGUAAUGCAGCAGAAUUGUCAAAAAGAAAGAACAAUAUAUGCCGUAUAGAUCACUUAGAUUAAUAUUUGUUUGGAAGUGGGGAGUUUUUCCCUUUUGCUUUUCACAUUUAUGUUAUAACCUGACACUUUUGGAUCCUUGGCCUUCACGAAAAUUGAAACAUUAUUUAAUUGGUUGCAUAUGAUUGCAUUUACUAUGCAAAUAGCUGUGAUGAACUAUGGUUGAAUUGACAAGUUGUCGUUCCUACACUUAUACAUUGUUGUAAAUUCAUCGCAUGAUCACUGUCUUAAGAAUAUAAAUAAUAGAAAUAAAUAGACAAAUAACUAAAUAAAAUAAACAUAAAUGGUUUACAACUUGUUAGAAUUUUCUAAUGAAGAUAACAGCCACAAUCGUAAAGUUUUUAUUCCACUACAUAGUGUUGCCGGCAUGAAAUUUAACUCUCACCCACCCUCGUUUUAUAUUUGGGUUUGGCAUCAGUUUCGAAGAGAAGAACACGAAGUAUUAGAAAUGUUGAGAGGAUUACAAAAAUUAAUAAAUGGAGUUUAGGAUUUUCUAAGAAGAUAAUUGAAAUAUUAUAUACCAUAAUCACUAAUAUGGAAAUGGGAUGCAAAUGUCUGACUGCCUUAGAAUCAUUUUCCAUUUCACCCUAUAUGAUAGUACUAAUUAGGAGAUUGCUGCUUUUGUGAAUAUCUCUAGGGAAGACUAUUUAGAACCCUGUUCUUUCCAAGAUUGGAAAUAAACAACCACAGCGUGAGCAAAACAUGUUUGCAAACCCAGUAUGUAUCACCUUCUUUUAAGAAGGUUCCAUUCACAUCUCCUCCCUUCAUUUUCUACUUUUUGGCAGGGUAAUGGCUGGUCCAGUUACACAGCCUUGCCACUUGGGUGGGUCUUAAAAGUAGAAAUGCCCAGCGCCACUGGAAAUGGGUGGAGUUCUCUCUCGUCUUGAAGGGAAAAAAGUAGUAGUCCUUGUUAAUUUCUUUAUAUUUGCUUGGUGGGUUCUCCUUCACUCGUUGGUUAAAGAAUCACAUCUAGCUUUGGCUUCACUGGAUGCUUCACAUCUGAGUUCCUUUCAAGUUAAUAUGCACCCGCCAUUCACUCUUCAUAAUUGGCCAUAUUAGUGUCUCAAUAGCAUCGCCUAAAACUAUGAAAGUUUUGUAAAAUGUGCUCUAUUUCCGGGUAUGCCUGUGAUGUGUUUGCCAGUAUCAAUUCGGGAGUGAAAGAGGCCAUCUUUAAAACUUCUCGCCUUACUCCAUUUUAUUUUAUGACAAUUAUUUUUAUAUACAGUUUUAUUUUUGUCUUAUUCCAUUUUGUGACUAUUGUUUAAAAAAUAAUUGAUGCAAGAUGGGAUCCUUGACACAGUUUUCAGUGCAUAAUUGAGCUGUCUUAUCCCUUAUCUAGAACAAUGAAAAGGUUGAAUGUUAUGUCAAAAAUGUUAUGAUGAACCAUUUAGAAGGGGACUCUUGUGGCAUCUGUUGGGUAGGAAAAUGACACCACACUUAGAACGCAGGCAAGGCAUCUCCUCCCAUCCCAUCAUUACAUUUUUAUAUUUUUCUUAUGCAAACCUCAAUCAAGCAACCGUGGCUACUCACAUUGAACCCAGGUAAAUUAUCUUAUAAUCCUCGAUUAAUCUUUGUGUCUCCAUCAAAUAUCUAACGCAAGUUGUUGAAAUGUCUCUGCACAGUCCUUGAAAUAUCAUCUCCGAUGCCAUUAUGAUAAAACUACUACGGCUCUGAACAGAAUCCACUGCAUUCGAAGUGUCGUCCUACUAUUGGAUGGAAGCAAACACCACAGAGAGAUUCAGAUUAUAAUGAGUGUGAGAGACAAAUAGUAGCCAGAAGAAUUAUUGCAAUCUGUAGAAGCUGAUGACCAGGCUGCCCCCUGCUCGAAUCUCCCGUCGCCAAAUUUGCCAGCCACGACCCGUUUGCCAACAUCGCCGUCUCACCCGACCCUGACCCUUCUGUCGCUUCACUUGACCUUGCCGGGUCCUUCCAAGAUUUUUGGCUGCAAUAAUAAAAAUAAUAAUAAUAAUAAGAUUUAAAAAACAAAACUGAAAAUGAAAUAUUAAAAAAAGAAAAUUCUGUAUCGGCGUCGGAACAGAAGUGAUGACGUUACCUAGGCACAGACGGACAGAAGGUAACGGUGUAAUCGGCGCCAGUACACGUAAACGUGCUGGUGGCGUCGUCGUAGGCGUAGCUGUACGAUUUGGGGCACGCCGACUUGAACAUCUGGGCGUACACCGACGGUGAGCAGACGGCGGGUGAGUUGUACGCGCCGCUGCAACAAUACUGCGGCGUUCCGAACGCCUCACACGCGCUCUUGCACGCGUCGCCCUCCGCCGCCUGCAGCUCCUUCGGGCACUGCCGGUUCAGGUCCACCACGCAACCCGUGGGCGCGCACGAACCCGACCCGCCCCUCACGCCCACGAACAUAGGCAGGUUGUACCCGUCCACCAGGCUCACGUCGUAGAAGUCCUGCGAACCCGACCCGAGAGUGAACUCAGCCAGGGUCGCCGGCGGCGUGGCCCCCGCCCCGCCGCACUCGAUUUGGCCGGAGCCGCAGUCGCCGGUGGCGCAGGACCCGCGUCCCGACCCGUCGAAUUUGCAGCCGGUUCUCCCCCAGAACCGGCCGGACCAGCCGGUCGGCGCCUGAAACGAACGUGAACCGCCCUUCUGGAGCUCGAACCCGGUGCUAUCCAAUCUCGGAUUUCCCAGUAUCCCCGGCCAAACCGUGAAAUCACACUUGUUGACGAACGUAAAUGUAGCUCCUGAAGCGCCUGCCAAUCACCAUACAGACCAAAUACAUCAAUCCCGAAAUUACAAAACAAGGGAAUCAGAGAAACGAAGAACAUCAAAACCUCUGAUGUUACCUCUGGAAAAGAACAAAAGGAGGCUCACAAUCAUCAUCCAGAACAAACCCGCAGACAUUAUCAUGAUUUCUUCUCCUUGAUUGCUAGCUUUUUUUUCUUUUUUCUUUUUUUUUUAUCAAUGGCGGUGGCUUUGGCCGGGUCUGAAAAUGGCGGCGACAGAAGACGCCUCUGCAGCUGGGAAUCGCAGCUUUUUGGGCUGCAGAAAAAAGGCGACUGGAGUGGUAGUGGGAGGACGUGAUGCUUCGCGGGGGGCUUCUAUUUAUAGACAGUGCUGCCAGUAUGCAGCGCGGCCUCACCGACCAAUUGACGUUGGGCUUAGUGGGAAGCGCUGUGAAAUGUUUAUUAUAUAUCCCCUUCUUUCUAUCUGUGAUGUGACGUGGCAAACGGGCAUUAAAUUAAGUUGUGGCGGACAGAUGUCUUCCAUGCGCCCCAAUGGACAAAUUUGGUUGCAUUCUUCAUGCCUAGAACUUUAAAUUGGAAUUGAAGAAUGGGGAGGCCACCUUGGAGCCUACGAUUGGCACAGGAGGAACACGAGGCAGCAGGUGUCAGUAGAUCGGUUAAACCGGGUGAUCUUGUUCUGGGUUUUCUGACGGCACCGACGUUGCCUCAACGUAGAGAAAAGCAUUGAUUAGCGAGGAGAAAGUGGAGAAAAGGGAGGUCAAAGCAGGGAAAUCUGAGAUGGAAGCAAGCGUGGAGGCGGGGACAAGGUGAUGUGGAAACUGCCUUUAAUUUGUUGUUUUCCUUAUCAAGAUAUGGUCUUGGAAAAGUGCCUUUUUAGCUUUGUGCUUUCAAUUUAAUUAAUUUACGUAACAUUAAUUUUACAUUUUAAUUAAUUAUUAACCCUCGACACAACAAUUUGUAAUUAGUUAAAACACACACACACACACAGACACAGUGAAGGAGGAGGAGGAGGAGAAGAUGAUGAUGAUGAUGAUGAUGAUCUUGGGGUUGCAGCAUGCAUCCUUAAUUAUAUUGGGGUUGACGUUUUUGUAUGAAAAUUAUAUAUGUUUCCAAGUA